AGUUCUUCCUGCAAACACAUGACCAUCCCCAGAAAUCAACACAGGUCCGCUACGAUCGCUAACAUGAUCCCAACUCGGGCUUUUCUGGUGUCCUCUGUUUUCUUUGCUUUCAGUUUUGCUGUAGUUUUAGCUCAGACGACAAGUCCAGUAACAAACUGCACUAUAAAAUCCAACACAAGUUGUGAGGAAUGUCUGAAGAUUGUUUCAUGUUUGUGGUGCAUCUCAAACCAGAAAUGCAUCGACUAUCCAGUGAAGAAUAUUCUACCGCAUCAUAGUGUGUGUCCCCUCACAGAUGCACGAUGGGGAAUGUGCUGGGUGAAUUUUCAGGCUCUCAUCAUUACCAUGUCCGUGAUUGCGGUGGUGAUCAUCAUUGCCAUAUUAGUCUGCUGCAUCCGAUGCUGCAAAUGUGAAAAUAUUGGGUCUAAGAGGGCUGAAGAGCGAAUGGAGAGUCAAACUCAUCUCAGAAAGUUUCGUCAAGAGGAAAGGAAAGCAGAGAUGAGACAGAGACAUGAUGAAAUCCGAUCGAAAUAUGGCUUGAAAAAGGAUAACCCAUACUCCAGAUUUGAAAACAGCUAAGAAAAUUGCUCCACUAAGUUUUCUUUGACCUCACUCCUACUGUAAAAAAUAACGGAUUUCCUUCCAUAUCCAGCACUCCUUUUUUCUUUGAAAAUUACUGAUUGUACUGGUUUCCAGGGCAACCAGUUACUAGCUAAACACACAAACAUGCAUUGUUUGCAUUGGCUUGAAAUUUGCUUUUUCCAUUGCAGCAAUGUUGAAAGAAUUUUCCAAAAACAUAACAUUUUAAUUGUCUCUGCGUUGAUCCAACAUUUGAUUUCCUGAGUUGGUCAGCAAAAUAUGUAAUGAGUUUGCCUUACUUGUCUCAGCAAACUUUUUAGCUUUGUAGCUUUUUACUCGUGUUUAGACUUGCUUGAACUUUCCUUGAAUGUAAGCCAGUGUGCUUUAUAGAUUUCCUACACAUUACAAUGAUUGUACACACACUAAGUUUGAUUUAUUACCUCCUUUUUGUUAGCUUGUUGAUAAUAUAAUUUAUCUCUGUGUUGCAUGUAUCAACAUUUUAAUCACUAGCUUGUAAUUACCAAAGAGUUGAAUUGUCAAUGCAAUAGGAAUAAAAUCACAAAGUCAAAUGAACUAGGGAAAAAGAGAGCAUGAAUAAAAGUGAAUACAGUGCA
Molecule: messenger RNA, 1190 nt
Organism: Myxocyprinus asiaticus (Chinese sucker)
Lineage: Eukaryota; Metazoa; Chordata; Actinopteri; Cypriniformes; Catostomidae
Gene: pttg1ipb
Product: PTTG1 interacting protein b
Exons: 7
Coding region: 19-576 (185 amino acids)
Biological process (GO): protein import into nucleus
Cellular component (GO): nucleus; cytoplasm
Source: RefSeq, a predicted model, not a curated record